GUUGGUUGCUGUCUGACUGACGCGUUUGACGGAUCGGUUAAAUGAUAGAAUACAGUACAAGUUAGGUUAUGUUUGGUGCAUAAUUUGUCGAGUCAGAAUUCGAAGUUAUUUUGAACACGUUAGUACGUAAUAAGGAUUUCGACUGAAAUAUCUUAACCAAGAUUAAGUGUUUCUCUAGGCAAUAAAAUUACGCUUUUACAAUGUUGGUGACUUUAAAAACAUUACAACAACAAAGUUUCCAAAUCGAAAUCGACCCAGAGGAAACUGUCAAAGCCUUGAAGCUAAAAAUUGAAGUCGAAAAAGGUAAAGACUAUGCCGCUGAUUAUCAACGCCUUAUUUACGCUGGGAAGAUUCUCCUUGAUGAUAAUAAGAUAAGUACUUACAACAUAGACGAAAAAAAAUUUAUCGUUAUUAUGGUUACCAAGCCAAAGUCUUCGGAUGCUCCUGCAUCAUCUACUUCAGCUCCAGAAGCUGGUGAAAACGCGUCUACUGAAAGUGGUGACGGCAAGGAUAAAAAACCCGCUGAAGAGGCGCCUAUAACUCCAGCAGCUGAACCAGAACGCGCAGUUGAACCUCAGCUUGCUAGUGAACCAGAUUUUGAAUCAACAGUUCAGAGCAUAAUGGAUAUGGGAUAUAAUCGUCAACAAGUGGAACAAGCCCUGCGAGCUUCAUUUAAUAAUCGAGAACGAGCUGUUGAAUAUUUAAUAACAGGUAUUCCUGAAGAACUACUGCAAGAACAAGAAGGAGAAGAAGGUACUGAUGAAGACCCUUUAGCAUUUCUUCGAGAUCAACCUCAAUUUCAACAAAUGCGUGCAGUGAUUCAACAGAACCCAAAUUUACUAAAUGCAGUACUACAACAGAUUGGUCAGACAAACCCAGCUCUUCUACAAGCAAUCAGUCAGCACCAACAAGCUUUUGUAAGAAUGCUCAAUGAACCUAUUAACGCCCCAGCUCCUGGUGCAACUGCAGCUGCAGAGGAAAGUGCUGUUGAAUCAGGGCAACCCCAGGCACCACAAAAUGUUAUUCAAGUGUCACCACAAGACAAAGAAGCUAUUGAAAGAUUAAAGGCAUUAGGUUUUCCAGAGCAUAUGGUUAUUCAAGCUUAUUUUGCUUGUGAAAAGAAUGAAAAUCUUGCUGCAAAUUUUUUGUUGUCACAAAAUUUUGAUGAUUAAAAAUUAUUUAUAGUGAAGAGACAAAUUUAAAAGUUGAAAUACAUAAGUUAUAUACAUUCUUAUGUCAAUAGCCUAAUACAGCUUGUAUAUUUCAUGUGUAUUUUUACACUGAAUUUCACAUACUUUUUUGUCUAAUAAAUUUCUUAUUGUUCA
This is a messenger RNA of Amyelois transitella, 1325 nucleotides long. RefSeq names its product UV excision repair protein RAD23 homolog A (gene Rad23). Gene Ontology annotation, molecular function: proteasome binding; damaged DNA binding; polyubiquitin modification-dependent protein binding. The record is from RefSeq and is a predicted model, not a curated record. Bases 201 to 1172 code for a protein of 323 amino acids. Lineage: Eukaryota; Metazoa; Arthropoda; Insecta; Lepidoptera; Pyralidae. Gene Ontology annotation, cellular component: nucleoplasm; cytosol. The transcript has a single exon. Gene Ontology annotation, biological process: proteasome-mediated ubiquitin-dependent protein catabolic process; nucleotide-excision repair.